CGUCUCCUGUCACUUGCAUACCCGUCUUGCAGCCGUUUGCAGCCGUCUUGCAGCCGUUCCACCAUCAAUAUGGCCUCUCCACAGCAAAUCCGCACGACUCUCACCGAUCUGCUCAAGAUCAACCACCCCGUCCUGCUGGCAGGAAUGAACGUGGCCGCCGGCCCCAAGUUGGCCGCCGCGGUCACCAACGCCGGUGGUCUCGGAGUGAUUGGCGGUGUCGGCUAUACCCCUGACAUGCUUCGCGAACAGAUCGCAGAACUCAAAAGCUUCCUGCAUGACAAGAACGCCCCGUUUGGCGUGGACCUCCUACUUCCCCAGGUCGGAGGAAGUGCCCGGAAGACCAACUACGACUACACCAAGGGGAAGCUCAACGAACUGGUAGACAUCAUCAUCGAAAGCGGCGCUAAACUCUUCGUCUCCGCCGUCGGCAUCCCGCCCAAGAAUGUCGUGGAUCGGCUCCACGCCGCCGGCAUUCUCUACAUGAACAUGAUUGGACACCCCAAGCACGUCCAGAAGUCGCUCGAGGCCGGUGCAGAUAUCAUUUGUGCUCAGGGUGGCGAAGGUGGCGGUCACACUGGCGAUGUCCCCACCACUAUCCUCAUCCCGACGGUUGCCAAGCUGUGCGAGGGCAAGAAGAGUCCCUUGACUGGUCUGCCCGUGCAAGUUGUCGCUGCAGGUGGCUUGUACAACGGUAACUCCGUCGCCGCGGCCCUGAUGAUGGGGGCUUCUGCCGUGUGGAUCGGUACCCGCUUCAUCCUGGCUGAUGAGGCCGGUGCUCCCGUGGCUCACCAGGAAGCUGUCCGCACCGCUGGAUUCAGCGACACCGUCCGUACCAUCAUCUUCACGGGCCGUCCCCUCCGCGUUCGCAACAACGCCUACAUCGACAACUGGGAAAAGAACCGCCAGGCCGAGAUCCGCCAACUCACCGCCAAGGGCGUCAUCCCCGCCGAGCACGACAUGGAGAACCUGCCCGACGACGUCGAUGACGAGACCCUCGAGAACGCCCGUCCCUAUCUGAUGGGCAAGGUGGCUGCCGUGGUGAACGAGAAGAAGCCCGCCAAGGCCAUCGUUGACGAGCUCGUAUCGGACGCCGCUGUGCUGUUGCAGAAGGGCCACAAGAUGCUGGCGAAGCUGUAGUAAAAUCGUUUCUUUUGAUACCAUAUGCGUGCAUUUAAUGUCGGGCAGAUACAGAGAAUUAGAGAUUUUCGGUCUGUGAUUAUCGCGUUGUGUUUCAGGUUGAAUAUUUCGGGUGGCGGGAAGCGAGCGUAUUAUAGGUUUAUGUCUAGGCUGCAAAUGAUAAGUCAAUAGUUUUCGUAUUCGUAUCGG
Molecule: messenger RNA, 1326 nt
Organism: Aspergillus heteromorphus CBS 117.55
Lineage: Eukaryota; Fungi; Ascomycota; Eurotiomycetes; Eurotiales; Aspergillaceae
Product: nitronate monooxygenase
Exons: 4
Coding region: 70-1137 (355 amino acids)
Molecular function (GO): nitronate monooxygenase activity
Source: RefSeq, a predicted model, not a curated record